CGGGGUGGUGGCCGCGGCAAGGAUAGGCACUUUCCAAGAGUGAAAGAGAAGCAUCAGCUUUGCGCAAGAGAGUGCAAGAAAAUAAGCAAGUAGAAAUAGAGAAGACUGCGGAAGGGGAGAGUCUGCAGCACUGAAAAUAAUAUACUUUUUUACCAUUACCUUUUGCAGCAAGCAAAAGCAGCUUGCAAGUGCAGUAUCAGAGAUUGUUGAAGCGUUUUGCCUUGUUGGGAAAUACCAGGCAUGAAUGAGCCGUUUCCUCAAUUUGGAACGACUGUGAAAGGUAAUGAAAGAUUGCAGUUGGGCAUUUGCUGGAAGUGACAGCACGUUGCUAAACCCGCUGCUCCCAGAAGGGGACUCUAAACACUGGAAAACUUUCACAUCAGUGACCGAGGGUUUCUGAAGAAGGGCAGGGAAAGCGGGAAAAGGCACAGGCGAGAGUAGGUUGCCAGAAAACGUAGUUUUCUAAAAGAAAAGUCAGCAUUUGUCAGUGUAGAAAUGGAGACCGUCUCUCAAGAUUCCCAAAUGGAAUGCCAGAUCUGCUUCAAUUACUACAGUCCGUGUCGUCGGCCCAAGCUACUUGACUGCAGGCACACGUGCUGUUCGGUCUGCCUUCAACAGAUGAGAAGCAGUCAGAAGGAGCUGACGUGCCCCUGGUGUCGAAGUAUCACCAAGCUCUCUCCCAGCUUGUCUGUAUCUCAGCUGCCCGACGACCCAGAAAUAAUCGCUGUGAUCAGCAUCCCCAAUGUCUCGGACCGCACCCCAGUCUUCAUCAGGCUCCCGACCAGUGGUUGCUACAUGGUCCCACUGACUGUUACCAAGGAGAGCGCUCUGUUGCCAGGAGAAGGGGGUUGUCGACUGUUGCCGGGAAGCCAGCGGAAGACUGUGACUGCUGUUUUGAUCCCUGGGGAGCAGCAGCACCAGCAACGUCCUUUGCAAAGUGGACCGAGGGAAGACGAGGAAGAGGAGGAAAGCAGGGAAGUUGUGAAGACCUCCACCUGCUCAGGGGUUUGCACUGUACUGCUUGUGGCUUGUGUCCUCCUGUUCCUACUUGGUAUCGUGCUGCAUAACAUGUCUUGCAUAUCGAAGCGAUUCACUGCUAUCUCUUGUGGCUGAAAUAAGCGCUAGUCUACAAUGGGCUUUCAGAAUUUACUAGUUUGCAAGAUACCUGGACUAUGGCUGUACUGAGGAAUGCAGAGCAUUUAGUCUCUUGUGGCCCAGGCUUCAGAGCCAUGCUGAGGAAGCUGAGCAAAUGCAUAAAACUAAAAGGAAUGAUUCAUUUGGGAAGUGAUGAAUACCUAAGGUGUAAUUUUGGGAGAUCAAGUGAAAACUGUAUUUCUGCUGAAUUUUCAAGGGGUUUUGCAUCUUAAGUCAUAAAUACAGAAUUAAUGGAAAUUGAUUCCCUUAAUAUCACAUUGUAUUUCUAAAUUAUUAUUAUCCAUAGUCUCCCUUUUAAUGGGUAGUGCAAUAAUACUAUUCAUGGUGUAAUUUGAUUCAGUCUCCUGUAAGUAUUGGUAGGCAUCAUUUUAUACACUGUAAACUGGGCUACUCUGUUGAAACCUGGGCUUUAACUGACGGUAGUUCAUUGAGUUGCAACAAUCUUCUACAGAAACAAUACUCAUUUUUUGUCACCAUCCUGUGAGCAGUGAGGACAGAUUUUAGACAAGUGUACAAGUGCUGUCAAAUAGAAUUGUAAACAUUUUAUUGGGGGCUAAGUUGUAUGAAUUUUUAUUUUUUUUAAUUUUUGGCAAGCUGUUGCAAUUAGGUUUUUAAUGUACAUACAUGCAUAGAGGUUUUAAAAUCCAGUACAUGUAUACAUACUGCGACAAAAAGAACAUAGAAUUAUUUAAGCCAGUCGUUGUUGAAGACGGUUUAUCUUAUAUGUGCGCAGGUGCUGACAAAAAUCAUUAGACUUCUUUCGCAAUGUGAAGCCGGAACUGUACUGGUGGAUUAUUUUAGUUUCCAAUUCAUUAGAUGAUGGUUCAGCUGUUAGGUGUUUUGAUGUGCCUGAUAGGAUAUCAUUUUAAAUAGAGACAGUUUUCAAAUGAAUAGUUAACUUUGUGGUGAGUUGAAUUUUCAAUUUAGUGUGUCAAAUACACUAUGUGGCAUAAGCUGAUUUUGCUGCUGGGGCUUUAAGGCUACUGUUUAGGGUUUUAAACCAUUCAGCUAGAUUUAUUAAAAUUGCUUACCUUUGAAUGCACAACAUUUUAAAUUGGGAGAAAAGAAUACAUUAAUUCACAAUUAAUGUGAUUUGGUGAGCUGCUGCAUACAGUCUAGUGGUGAGGAAACAUAACUCAAUGGGAUUGAAAAGCGCUGGCAGACUUUGACAAGCAGUAUCAUAAUGACAAUGUCUAGCGAUACAGUUAACGUAGGGAAGGAAUAAUGAUCGUUGAUGACUCUCAAUUACUUGUUUAAAAAUAAAAGUAGUUAAGAUUGGAGCUUGGUUAAGCCAUGAUGGCAUAAUUAUUAAAGUUGGUUCUGAUUUAUAUGUGAAGUUGCCUGUACUGUACUUAUUUUUUUCUUACCUUUGGUGACCAGAGAUUGAAAUCCUGUUGUCCAGCAUUUUACAUAGUUUCUCCUUCCAGUUUUGUAAAUAUUGGAAAUGAAAUGCUGAACUUUUCUUAAAGUAUUUUAGCCAAAUAUCAAGUGGUAUCUGUACUUUAUAUCUGUUUAUUUUUCUGGAUAUUUUAAUGUAAUACUUUAAUUAUGACCUCAAAGGGAAUGGGGUUUUCACUGGCUUAUACCAGUUCAGCUGACACAAGUGGGAUCACGUCUUUUCCCUUAGAAAACAACAUUGGUUAAUACUAUGACUGCUGGAAAUCUGAAAUAAUGACAUACUUUUCUGCUGGUCAGGCAGCAUCUGUGGAGAAAGAAAGAGUUAACAUUUCAUGUCACUGAUCUUGAAUCAGAACAAAUAAUAAUUGUUUCAGGUGCUACCUGACCUGCUGACUAUUUCCAAUACUGGUUAAUAGACUGGUAACACGCCUCAGCUAAUAUCCCAUGAUCACUGUUGCCUAUACAUGCUAUUAAAUGGUUUUGUCUUUCCAUAGAUUAUUUAUUUUACAGACACGUCUUUGUGCCUAAGUAUAUUGGGGUAUAUGAACUGCCAAUGUGUGCACAUACCUGUGAUAAUCUGCAAAAGUAGAGGUUGGAAGAGAUGGUGAAUCUGCUGUUUAUAGCUGCUGAGUGUUGUCUUUGUGCUUACUCUUUUGUAGAAUAAAAUAUUGCAUGAGGCUGCAACAGAGUAUUUUUUCUCACUGAUAUUUUUAUGAUGCAGUGUUCUGAACCUGCCUGUUGUUUGUAUAAGUGUUCAUUUUAGUUUAAUGAUGAUUGUAAGGAGUUCAUUCAUACAGUUUGAAAUGGACCACUGUACUGUGAUUCUGGUUGUAUUGACAACAUUAUUCAACAGUUUAUAAUAAACUUUAUAAAUAUUA
Molecule: messenger RNA, 3431 nt
Organism: Pristis pectinata (smalltooth sawfish)
Lineage: Eukaryota; Metazoa; Chordata; Chondrichthyes; Rhinopristiformes; Pristidae
Gene: rnf152
Product: ring finger protein 152
Exons: 3
Coding region: 496-1113 (205 amino acids)
Molecular function (GO): ubiquitin protein ligase activity; metal ion binding
Source: RefSeq, a predicted model, not a curated record